Molecule: messenger RNA, 846 nt
Organism: Fusarium keratoplasticum
Lineage: Eukaryota; Fungi; Ascomycota; Sordariomycetes; Hypocreales; Nectriaceae
Product: BTB domain-containing protein
Exons: 3
Coding region: 1-846 (281 amino acids)
Molecular function (GO): protein binding
Source: RefSeq, a predicted model, not a curated record
AUGCCUACCGACGAGCACAACGAGGAGUCGGCUGAGCCGACUGGCGAUGUCGAUAUGACUGAGACCCAGAACACUCAGGAUGGCGAGGAGCAGGAGAACCCCAACGGCAGCGAGCUUCCUUUUGCCGAUACCGAAAUUGCAGAGCCUAGAGUCACAUUUGCCAACUAUCUUAUGAGCCCGAUCGUUACCUUGCUCAUUGGAUCAGGCGAUCAGUCAAUUCUCACGGCGCAUCAAGGCCUCUUGGCCCAGAGCCCUUACUUUAAGGAGAUUUGCGACAGAUUUGUUGAGGACGGCAGCCCACGCCAGAUCGAGCUCCCAGACUAUGACAUCGACACCGUCGGAAGCUUCCUCGAGUUCCUCUACACUGGCGAAUACUUCCCCAAGAAGCUCCCCGGCCAGCGCGUCCUCGAGUCCGAUCCCUCGAUCCCCUCGGUCGACAACAGCGGCGAUCAGCUCCUCAAGCACGCCCGCAUUUACACACUCGCCGAGAAGUUUGGCGUCUUGGGCCUCAAGACUCUCGCGAGCUCCAAGAUCCACUGCGUCAACUCGACUGCCAAGGGCGAGAUCGCCUAUGCCCGCUACGUCUACGCCUACACCAGCACCGACGAUACCACCGUUCGCGCACCCAUCGCGAGCUUCUGGGCUACCCGCUCUCACACACUGCGCGCCGAGGCCGAAGACGAGUUCAAGGCUCUUUGCUUGGAGCACCCCCAGUUCGGAUACGAUGUUCUCACUCGUGUCUUGGACGACAAACUCAAGAGAGAGCGCAACGACAAGAUGCACCCUGCCACAAGCAGCGGCCGGAAACGCGCGCGACACAGCAGCGGCGGCUCACGCGCCGAGUAA